This is a messenger RNA of Pisolithus orientalis, 2179 nucleotides long. RefSeq lists its product as uncharacterized. Gene Ontology annotation, molecular function: protein binding. The transcript is spliced from 7 exons. NCBI's taxonomy places the organism in Eukaryota, Fungi, Basidiomycota, Agaricomycetes, Boletales, Pisolithaceae. The record is from RefSeq and is a predicted model, not a curated record. Bases 311 to 1888 code for a protein of 525 amino acids.
ACUUCUCAUAGUCCUCCCUGUACAUACGCUAAACUCUUUACUAGCGAGGCCCCUACCACCUUGCAAUGGAUGCAAGCCACUAAUAAAGCAAGAAUCUUAGGCGGAUAAGCAGACCGCUCCUCGCAUAGACUGGAAAUCACCAAAGUGAAAGAAUUUUUUCAGCAGGACAUACAUAUUCAAUGAUGCCACUGCAACACCCCCUUUGCCUCGGGCCCAUUUGACGCCCAUAUCAGUGAAGAGUUUGCCAGUGGCACGUAUCUCUGCGCCCCCGACCGCUGGCACGAAGCACCUGCUGACGCCGGAUGACUGGAUGGCCUGUGUCGUCGAUUUGCCGCUCGAAUUACUCGAACACAUCUUAUACAUGUUGGAUCCCUUGGACGUCUCGCGGAUUGCUCAGUCCAAUCGGUUCUUUCGCAAGAUCCGGUUCUGGCGAGGUCUGUACCUUGCCCUGCCGUUGGACGACCCACGAGACUCGGUGACAUACCUUGGCAACCCGCGCCUAAGGACAGGGACAUCUGCCAUGGGUAGUGCGAUGGCAAUCGAAGAAACCCAAAUAGACACUAGCAACGUUAACCCGUCCAGUUCCGUGGAACCAAGCGAUAUCGAUUGGCAAGGAGAGCUGCAAAGAAUCAUACGUGCACGCACCGUCGUGCGAAAUCCACAGCUGUCCCGGAAGGGAGAGUGGAAAGAAGUGCUAACGACGCUACUCGAACUCGCGACGACGCUUCCGCCGGUGCCAUUUGCAGAGAGCGAGUGUGCUUCUCGAAAUGUCGCCUGGGUGCAGCGUCUCUUGCAAGAUGGUGCAUUUCUGGAUAUUGAAUCAACGAUGGAUGAUCAAGACGAUCAGGCCGGACACAGGUUCGAAAAGGCAGGUGAAGGAAGUGGGAUGACUCCGCAUCGGGCUGGGAGGGACAACCGGAUGCCGGCGUACCAGCGCCCGGAUCUGACGGCUGAAGAGUCACAGAUGCUGGCGCGACUUCACACAUGGGUUGGACUGACACAGAGGGACGUUACUCGGCCCCGGGCCCGAGUUGCAUCACGGGCUUUUGUGUACGACCUGCGCAACUUCGGGAGCAAGAACCUGUUUGGGCCGUUCAUGCUAGAUGGGACCAUGCGCGUAGACUGGAAGUGUAUGUGGGCGCUCGCACAUGUUUAUGGAAUGAAGUGGAUUGAAAUGGAAAAAGAAGAGACGGGCGACUACAGUGAUCGCGAUGUGGAUAUGGACAUGAACAACGAGUGGUACAGUUGCCCGCUAAGCUUGCCAUUUUGUCAGAGCGUCAUACCGCCGGGCAUGAACCUCGAUACGGAGCUAGACUGGGCUGGUGUCGAGGGGCUGUGGUAUGUUGGGUACUCCUUUCUCGAUCACAGGGAAUUUUUGAGUAAGGAUUUCAUUCUUUUCUACUGUCUUCCUUGUGUUGUUUCCCCCCGCCUACUUUCAUCUCUGACUGGUCGGGACGAUAUUCUGACCAAAGGCUCCUGCUUAUGUUUGACAGUUUACAAUUAUUCCUCCCUUAGCGAUGCACUCGACACAUCCAUUUUUGAAGGCGACGAUGUUCCCGAGAUGCAUGCCUCCGUGACCAUGUACUUCCGUGUGAUCAGCACUGAACACGAUCCGGACCACCCUACACGCCCCAAGAUCAAUUAUGCCGGUGAACUUGACGGCCAGUUCUCAGUGGUCGGGUACGUCAAGCUCACAUCCGACGACCAAACCUGGUGGCAUUUUGCAGGCGGGAAUGGUGAUCAACCCGUAUGGAAUUGCGAGGGGGUUGGUCUUGGCGGUGUACGGUCCCAGGCUGGCGUACUUGGCACCUGGUCGACCGUCUUCCAUGACGCUGAAGACCCUGUUGGGCCGCUCUGGAUGCGCCGUCAGAAGUUCAUUGUGGAUUGACGUGAACAUAACACCAGUUAGAGGUUUCCAACCACCGUUUUUGUUGGCAUCUGUUGGUUUUGUAGGGUCUGUUGUCCUUCGGUACCUGGGUCCGGAUCGGGGUUGACAUUGAUCUAUGUUGUAACGAUAUACUGGUUCUUAGGGUGUAGGUGCGUUGGGUUGUGCUCUGUCGUCCGCAUGACAUACAUUUAUUUAUAUACCCUACACAUGUUGUAUUUACCUGCCUGCAUUCACAAAACUCGUGACAGAUUGGUCUCGAUACCAUUCACUCACAAACACGCCACAAGAAGU